CUUAACUUCUCAACAGCCAAAUCCUUUGCUGCAAAGCUUGCUUCAAAUCUUAACUCAAGUCCAAAUCCUUUGAAAAGAAUCGAAACAUGGCUUUGGUUGGAGAGGCUAUUCUCUCUGCCUCCGUGCAGGUGCUGUUUGACAAGAUUGGUUCCAGCGAGUUCGUGGACUUGUUCCGGAGAAAGAAACUGGACGAGUCGCUUGUGAAGAAACUGGAGAUAACGUUGUUGAGCCUUAAUGCGGUGCUUAAUGACGCGGAGGAGAAGCAAUUCCUGAACAGCUACGUGAAAAAGUGGCUUGAUGAGCUUCAAGAUGCUGUCUUUGAUGCGGAUGACCUUCUCGAUGAGAUCAAUGCUGAAGUUUUGCGAUGCAAGGUGGAAGCAGAAUCUCAAACCGUCACAAAUAAGGUGUGGAACUUCCUUCCUACUUAUCUUAAUCAAAAUUAUCAAGGCAUGAAUGGUAGGAUACAUAAGUUGCUUGAAAGGUUAGAGCACCUUGCAAAGCAAAAGGAUUUCCUUGGGUUGAGAGAAGGUGUUGUUGGGAUGAAGAUUUCACAAAGAACUCCGACAACUUCCUUGGUGGAUGAAUCUUGUGUGUACGGUAGGGAUGGAGAUAAAGAAAAGCUGAUGAAACUGUUGUUAUCUGAUGAUGCAAGCAACAAGGAUGUAUCUGUCGUCACCAUAGUGGGAAUGGGCGGGGUUGGCAAGACAACCCUCGCUCAGCUCCUUUAUAAUGAUGACAAAGUGAAAGAGCAUUUUAAUCUUAGAACCUGGGCUUAUGUUUCGGAAGCUUUUGAUGUUACUAGGGUAACUAAGACCCUACUUGAGUCAGUCAGUUCAGAAGCUUACGAUAAUAAAGACCUGAGUUUUCUUCAAGUUGAGCUAGGACAACAAAUAAAGGGCAAGAAAUUUUUGUUUGUGUUGGAUGAUCUUUGGAAUGAGAAAUAUCAGGAUUUGAGUCUCUUGCAACGUCCUUUUGCAUCCGGGGCAAGGGGAAGUUGGGUCAUCGUGACAACACGUAACGAAAGUGUUGCAGGUCGCAUGCACCCCGUUCCGAUUCACUUUUUGGAACAGCUGUCCGAUGAGGAUUGCUGGUUGUUACUUUCAAAACACGCCUUUGAAAAUGGAAACUUGAGUGCACAUCCACACCUGCAAGAAGUUGGUAAGAAAAUUGCCCUGAAGUGCAAUGGUUUACCUUUAGCUGCAGAAACACUUGGAGGCCUCUUGCGUUUCAACACAAAUUAUGAGGAAUGGAAUAACAUACUAAAUAGCAAUGUUUGGGAGUUGCCUCCUGAAAUAUGUAAUACAAUUCCAGCUCUAAGAUUGAGUUACCAUUAUCUCCCAACUCAUUUAAAACGAUGUUUUGCUUAUUGCUCAAUUUUUCCGAAGGGCUAUGAAUUCCAAAAGGAAGAUAUAGUUCUACUGUGGGUGGCAGAAAGUUUAAUUCCACAAGCUGAGAGUGAGAAAAGAAUGGAAGAGCUCACUAAGAAAUACUUUGAUGACUUAUUGUCACGAUCAUUUUUUCAAAGAUCAAGAAAUGAGAAGUUCACAAUGCAUGAUCUCAUCAAUGACUUAGCUAUGUCUGUGUCAAGGGAAUCCUGUUUGAGAUGGAAAGGGGGCGAAUCACAUGAAGUUUUGAAAAGAGUUCGGCAUUUGUCGUAUGCUAGAGGGCAAGUUGAUUGUGCUGCGAAAUUUGAGCCAUUAUAUGAGGUUAAGCAUUUGCGAACCUUCCUACCUCUAAGAAGAUGGAUUCAGCAUUAUGUAAGUAAAAAGGUUUUACAUGAGUUAAUGCCAUCUCUAUUAUGUUUACGGGUGCUAAAAUUGUCAAAAUAUGAUAAUAUUGUUGAGUUACCGAAUUCUAUUGGUAACCUCAUUCAUUUGCGCUACUUGGAUCUCUCUAAUACUGGAAUCAAAAGGUUGCCUGCCACAGUUUGCACUCUCUAUAGUCUACAAACAUUACUAUUGGCAGGUUGUCGGUCUCUUUUUGAAUUGCCUACAUACAUGAGGAAAUUGAUUAACUUGAGGCAUCUUGAUUGUAGUGGAACACAAAUUAAAGAAAUGCCGGUGCAAAUGGGUAGACUAAAAAGUUUGAGAACAUUGACUACUUUUUGUGUGGGGAAAUCUAAUGGGUCGACUAUUGGAGAAUUGAGGGAGUUGUCUCAUCUUGAAGGAAAACUUUCUAUUUUGAAGCUUAAUAAUGUAGUUGAUGGUAGGGAUGCCUUGCAAGCUAAUUUGAAGAACAAGAAAGAUCUCAAGGAGUUAGAGUUGGCAUGGGACUCCGAAGAUGCCGAUCAUUCCGAAAAGGUGAGAGAUGUACUUGACAAGCUCCAACCUUGCAUGAAUUUGGAGAAAUUGACCGUCAAACUUUAUGGCGGGACCAGCUUUCCAAACUGGUUGGGAGACUCUACCUUCAAUAAAAUGAAAGUUAUGCGCCUCGAAGGCUGUCAUUAUUGCUUCGAGUUGCCACCGCUUGGACAGCUACCUGCUCUUAAGGAGCUCUUCAUAUGUAAGAUGAAAUUUCUUAGGACGUUAGGUCCUGAGUUGUAUGGUCAGCCAUUUCAGCCAUUUCAAUCGUUGGAGAGGCUGGAGUUUAAGGAGAUGGCAGAGUGGGAGGAAUGGGUACCAAGUGGGAGUAGAGAUCCAGAUUUUCCUCAUCUCCAGGAGCUAAUUCUAGGAAUGUGUCCGAAGCUGAGAGGAAGCUUGCCUUGUGAUCUGCCUUGCUUGAAGAAGCUUAGCGUGGAAGGGUGUGGAGUUUUACAUGAUCAAAGGGUGUGGAGUUUUACUAGUACUAGUACCAAUCUCAACUACAAUUCUCUUCAAGAAUUGAAAAUAGUAGAUGGAUGCCAAACAGGUCUGUUAUCAUUACUAGAGACAAAACUCCUGUCCCGACUUAGGAUUAUAAAUUUUAAUGACAUACAAUGCUUGCCCAACAUCAAUCGUCUUCAAAGUUUGACUCUCUUGAAUUGUCCAACCCUGUCGUCGUUCCCUGAAGAUGGCCUACCCACUUCGUUGACUUCGCUAAAUAUAUUCAGUUGUAGGAGAUUAGAAUUCCUACCUCAUGAGAUGUUGGCCAAAUUAACAUCGCUCGACUAUUUGAGUAUAAAUGAUAGCUGUGAUUCAAUGAGGUCCUUCCCCUUGGGCAUUUUUCCCAAAUUGACGACACUUAUUAUUGGCAAUUGUGAGAAUCUGGAAUCGCUUUCGCUUGGCUUGAUUGAAGAAGAAGGAGCGGUUGAGAAUCCAAGUCAUCUCAAUCAAUUGAAUAUCUUCGGGUGUCCAAAUCUGGUGUGUUUUCCGCAGGGAGGAUUGCCCACUCCCAACUUGACUGAAUUGGACUUCGACAGUUGCGAGAAGUUGAAGUCAUUACCUGAACGCAUUCACACCCUCACAGCCCUUGGAUAUUUGGAUAUAAGGAAUCUUCCAAAUCUGGAGUCAAUUGCAGAAGAUGGGGGUUUGCCUCCCAACCUCCGAGAUUUUAACAUUUAUAAUUGUGAGAGACUGAGGGCGUCAUCUUCAUCAGUGGGAGACUACCGUAACUGGGGUUUGCAAGCACUUGUCUCCCUUGAACGAUUUGAAAUUGUCGGCAGAGGAAGUGAUGAAAUCUUGGAGACGUUGCUCAAGCAACAGCUGCUCCCUACCACUCUUCACGCUCUCUGGAUCGAGGGAAUUCCAACUCUGAAGUCUUUGGAUGGAAAGGGACUUGCACACCUUACUGUUCUUCGAAGUCUAUUUAUUUAUAGUUGUAAGAGUCUGGAAUUCCUUCCAGGAGAGGCACUUCAACACCUCACUUCUCUUCAAGAGCUAUAUAUUUCUGACUGUCCGAGUCUCCAAUUCCUGCCAGAAGAGGCACUUCAACACCUCACUUCUCUUCAAGAGCUAUAUAUUUAUGACUGUCCGAGUCUCCAAUUCCUGCCAGAAGAGGCACUUCAACACCUCACUUCUCUUCAAACUCUAGCUAUUGGUGGGUGUGACAGUAUUCAAUUCCUGCCAGAAGAGGGUCUGCCGCCAUCUCUUUCUUAUCUAUGCAUCUCCAAUUGCUCUACCCUGAAGAAAAGGUAUGAGAAUAAGACGGGACAAGAUUGGGCCAAGAUUUCUCACAUUCCUUGCAUCACGAUAGACGAAGAAGUGAUCAUAUGAUUUGAGCUCUCUCUCUCUCACAUAGAGACAAACAAACUCAGGUCAGGUACAAUGGCACAAAACUUGAACUGAAAAAGUCUCAUCUUCUGUAUACUCUUGUAGUUCUGAUCACAAAAGUUGCUUGACAAAUCGAAAGUCGCAAUUAGAUCUUUUUGUGGAAGAUCUGGAGCUACAAAGUUCUAUUUGAUGAGACUUGAAAUGUUGGAUGCGUACCUGCUGACUUGAGAAACUUUCCCAUGUUUGGAGGUCAAAGCAACUUGUGUAGGCAACCAUGCCCGAGGAGGGUUUUAUCAUUGUAUAUGGAUUUUUGUUUUUCUACAAACAAAUUGCGGCAAAGAAGGGGAAGGAAAUGUUCUCAAGGUGGAGCUCUAGCAAGAGACCAGCAUUUGGACAAUGCGGUAAAUGGAUCUCAAUCUAACAUAACAAGCAUCACUGUCCAUUCUUGAUUAGAGUGGGAGGAAUGAAGACCAGAAGGCCGGUGUCCAGAUUUUCCUCAUCUCAAGGACCUGACUUUAGACAAGAGUCUGAAGCUAAGAGGAAGCUUGCCUUCUCAUCUUACUUGCUUGAAAGACUUAGCUUGUCGUUCGGGUGUGGGGUUCUACAUGAUGAAAGGGCCAGUACUACUCGUAACAUGGAAUAAUGUCUUGAAGAAUUAGAAAUAUAUGAUGGAUGCCCGGGUCUUUUCUCGUUACUAGAGACAAAGUUCCUGUUCGUCCUCCUAUUUGAUACAAUGCCAUUUCCAAUUCAAAAACUUUUCAGGAGUAUCUUGUUGAGCUGUGAUAUGCAUGAAAAUGGAAAGCAAUCGAGUUGAAAUCCUCACUGGCUUUUCAAAAUCUGAUGAGGAACAAAAGUAUGAGAAAACACAUGAAGACUCUCUGCGUAAGAUUCCCAAUGGGAAAUACCCCAACUUGACCCAAUUUGGCAUGGAUUGUAUAUUUUGAGAUUUCAAGAAAACUAAAGCGCAUUGCAUGCUCUUUUAUGGUGGAAUGACCUUAUCAUCUUCCAACAAACUCAAGAAAUGCAUGCUCUGAUGUGUUGAAGUUGAAGAUUUCGAGAAAGAAUGAAAGCUGUAGCAGAAAACAUAGGGCUGAGAUCUCUCCAAGGUGAUUGUGGGGAGGUUUGCCAAUUGACCUUAGUGAAAUCAAAAAAGGAAAACUCUUUGAUCAGAGCUAUCUUGUCCUGCAGAUAGUUCAUUUGUGUUUGGAGGGGCGACCUUCAUCUGAUCUGACCACAUGGAAAAGCUCUCUUUGUGUUGAUGAAGAAUUCUUCAUCUCAAACAAGAUAAACUGAUGUUAAACACUGGGGGGUACGUCUUCGUUUGGUUUUCUUGCAAGAAAAUCAAUGUUAAACUGAUGAUAAACUGAUGUUAAAGCUUGUAUUGUUGAAGUUCAAUUUCCUCUUGUCCCGCAUUGAAAGAUUAUAGAUUUGUCUAUGAAUUCUUCAAGGACAGCCAGUUUGAUACUGAUUGUUGUUUCCAACAAAAGCUUUGUCUCUACACAUUGUAGCUUAUUCGUCGAAUGUUACAUAUAUUCAAUGUUUCCA
Prunus avium (sweet cherry) is the source of this 5672-nucleotide messenger RNA. NCBI's taxonomy places the organism in Eukaryota, Viridiplantae, Streptophyta, Magnoliopsida, Rosales, Rosaceae. The record is from RefSeq and is a predicted model, not a curated record.